Messenger RNA from Pseudocercospora fijiensis CIRAD86, 720 nucleotides. RefSeq lists its product as uncharacterized. Lineage: Eukaryota; Fungi; Ascomycota; Dothideomycetes; Mycosphaerellales; Mycosphaerellaceae. The record is from RefSeq and is a predicted model, not a curated record. The transcript has a single exon. The coding region runs from base 39 to 446 and encodes 135 amino acids.
AAGACACCGUCCAGCAAUCGCACAAGCUACGAGAUGAGAUGUGCAAACCACUCUGCGCAGCACCAAGCAAGAACGGCGAAAUGUUCUUUCUCCCCAGACCCAUUCAACGCGCGACAAUGGCAUCGUUCUUCAUCGGUUUCCACCAGAUCGGAAAGUACCGUGGCUACGACUCCUGCAUUGACUACGUCUUCCAACCAGACUAUCGUUCGUCUUACCUUCAAAAGAGAUUCUUGGCUGGCCAGGAUCUUGAUACGAACGAGUCGUGGCGUCACAUGCACUUCUCCAGCGUCAAGGGAAAAGUGAAGAUCAUUGUUUGGGCGCAUUGUUGGGCGAAGCUGGGAGAUAUCGUUGUGGAGGAAGGUGUAACGCUUGGUGAAGUGGUCGACAAGGCUCGGGCAGUCCUCAUACGUGCUGCGGAAGGGAGGUGCGAAAUUUCUCGGGCUUGACUGACAGCUGGAAUGCAUUGCUGUGACCACUCAUAUCCUCUCAAGUCUAGAGGAUCUGGAAAGACUGGGAGCGUAGUGGCUUAUCCUCGCUGGCAGAGGGAGAGAACUUGAAUGAUUUUCUGUGCGACGAUUGUGUCCCGCUCAAGGGGAAUCUUCUUCUCGUAGCGGCGUCAUCUGCCAUCAUCAACAUGACAAUCGUCGGCGCAUCUAUGACUGUCAAGCGGCGCUGCAAAGCGUGGCCUUCGGUAGUCUGCUCAUUAAAUCCAUUUGAUCC